AUGAGCUGGAGCGGGACACCGUCCGGCCGAUGCGUCGACUCGGGCAACACGCGCAGCCAUGCGCACCUGAUCGGCGGCAACUGGGUCGACAAGAACGACCUCGCACCCUCGGCGGUACUCUGCGUCGUCAGCUUCUUGGCCAUCGCGGCGGUCGCGUGGACGUACAGGGAGACGAAGGUGCACCUCCUCCUCCUCUUCGCCUUUGCGCUCCUGUUCCUCGGCAUCGCCUUUGCGAUCCAUGCCGCCCUCGCCAAUGCUCGCCCGUCGGCCCGAGGUCAAAGCGCGGUCGCGUGCGAGCAAGCCUUCUUCCUCCUCGCCCUCUCGCUCCUUCUGCUCGGCCAUAUCCUCUUUGCCCGCACCUUCAUCAACCGGGCGUCGCUCGUCCACUGGCCGAGCACGCUCCUGUACCUCGCCUGCGCCCUCCUCCUCGCCGCCUUCAUCGUCGGCUGCGUCGCCCUCGGCGACCUACCGCCGCUCGACCCGUACACCUACUCUCCACCCCUCAAAUACACGCAGGAGCGCAUCGCGAGCGCCGUCCUCGAGCUCAUCGUCGCGACGAUGCACCCUCUCCUCCUCCCUUUCGCGAAACUCGUCGCACCCGAGCUGCCCGGGCUCGAGCUGGGCCUCCUCGUUCUCGCCGGGUGGUUCCUGUGGGUCCCGGCACUCUACGUCUUUUGCCUCGCGACGAUCACGGCGGACGCCUCUCCUCUCGUCUGCUCUCAGACGUUCUUCUACCUCGCCUUCUUCCUCUUCCCCUUCCUCGCCCUCGCCAUCCUCCUCGGCCUCCCACUCCACCGCUGGGGCUUCACCCUCCCUCCUCGCGACCUUGUCACCUCUUACUCGUACGCCGCCCCGGCCGCGACGCACGCCGCCCUCGCUCACGAGGCGGCCGAGCUCGGCGAGGCGGCGGCCUGGGCGCAGCAGGAGCGGCGCCACGAGGCGGACGAGGGCGCGCUGCUCGACGAGAUGAGGAGCGUCGUCGGCGAGAAUGCUGAGCGUGCGGGGCUGUACGACGACGAUGCGUGGAGCUUGCGGCUGCACUGA
Rhodotorula graminis WP1 is the source of this 1044-nucleotide messenger RNA. RefSeq lists its product as uncharacterized. The transcript has 5 exons. Lineage: Eukaryota; Fungi; Basidiomycota; Microbotryomycetes; Sporidiobolales; Sporidiobolaceae. The coding region runs from base 1 to 1044 and encodes 347 amino acids. The record is from RefSeq and is a predicted model, not a curated record.